GAUUGCACCGUGUUCUCUGUGUGUUUUUCUGGGACAGGGGAAAUGUUUUGUCGUGUUUAAAGUGAAUUUGUGUGUCUUCCUUCUGUGCUCGGGUGACAAACUUGACAAACUUGAUCUCUUUUUUUCCCUCUUCUUCUUCUUCUCCUCCUCCUCACACACUGAUACCCGGAAACACCUCAAGACUGAAACCAGCGGUUUCACAGCUCCAGAGCACUGAUUUCACGAAGGCUUCACGAACUAGACUUAGUAAGGUUUUAGACUAAGCGUCACGACGAGUGUAGUGCAAGCUAACAUCAAUCUCAUCAAAGCUGAAGUGUCAUGGUGUAGCAGUGUGCUUGAAAUGGAAAGUCAGAAGCAGGUGAUCGAGAGACUUAGGGCUGCGUUCCGGUCCGGCACGACCGUACCCCUCCAUUUCCGACUCACUCAGCUGGAGGCUCUGCUGUCUUUACUAGAGGAUAACGAGGCACAGAUCUUGGAGGCGUUGCAUAAAGACCUCACCAAGCCCAAGUUUGAAGCAGUGAUGUCAGAAAUCGACUUGGUGGCCAACGAGCUUCGUUAUACCAUCUGUAACUUGGAAGCCUGGUUGCAGCCGAGCUAUGUGGGCAAAAACCUGGCAACAAAACUAGAUGACUGCUUUGUACGCAGAGAACCAUUAGGCGUUGUUUUGAUCAUCGGUGCAUGGAACUAUCCUCUCCAGCUCAUUUUAGCACCACUGAUUGGUGCUAUUGCUGCAGGCAACUGUGCUGUUCUGAAGCCCUCAGAAAUCAGUCAAGCAACCGAGCAACUCCUCUCAGAGCUGAUACCUAAGUACCUGUCUCAGGAAUGCUUCGCUGUUAUUUGUGGAGGAGCAGAGGAAACCAAAUUAUUGUUGCAGAACAGAUUUGAUCACAUUUUCUACACAGGCUCUCAGGCGGUGGCACGAAAGAUCCUCCAGGCAGCCGCAGUGCACCUCACCCCAGUCACUCUGGAGCUGGGUGGGAAAUGCCCGUGCCUCAUUUACGGCCGCGUAGACAUCAAGACUGCCGCAAAGAGGCUUGUAUGGGCCAAGUUUUUCAAUGCAGGGCAGAGCUGUGUGGCACCAGAUUAUGUCCUGUGCACAGCAGAGAUGCGAGAUGCACUAAUUCCCAUGAUUAUAGAAGCCUUGCAGAGCUUCUAUGGGUCUCAGAUUCAGGAGAGCCCAGACUAUGGCCGAAUUGUCACUGAUAGACACUGGAACAGACUCAUGAAGCUCCUGGAAAAGUCUCAAGGAAAGGUGGUUAUAGGAGGAGAAGGUGUGAAGGAGGACAAAUACAUCGCUCCAACAGUGACUGUGGACUUGCCAGAAUCAGACGCUCUAAUGCAAGAGGAAAUUUUUGGCCCCAUUCUUCCCAUCAUCACUGUGGAGUCUCUAGAGCAAGGCAUCCGUUUCAUCAACGAGAGAGAGAAGCCACUGGCACUCUAUGUUUUUUCUGAUCAGUCUCAGGUGGUGAAUACAGUAUUGGAGCAAACCACCAGCGGAGGGUUUUGUUCAAAUGACGGAAUAGUUCACAUGACACUUCCUGGUUUGCCUUUUGGAGGAGUUGGUGCAAGUGGGAUGGGCAGCUAUCACGGCCGCUGGGGUUUUGAGACGUUCAGCCACAGACGUGCGUGUAUGCUGCGAGGCUGGGGGCUCGAGCGCAUCGGCGCGUUACGUUAUCCCCCAUACCAAGAGUCGAACCUGGGUUGGCUGCGCUGGGCCACGCAACUCAAAAAGAAAGGCUGGGGAGGGUGCAGUGUCAUGUGACUCUGGUCCUGUUUGCUUUUAACCGUAACUUACUUUCUUGCUUGGUCAAUGGAAGGAAACCAAGCAAACAAAAAGCAUUCAAGAAAUAAAAGCUAUGCACUCAUUGUGUGCUGCACUCUGUGGAAUUCAAACGACACUUUUCUUCUUUCUUCCCUUAAUUACUUUCUAUUAGAUAACAGUCUUUCAAGGGUGACACACCCUGCAUUACUGUGUCCCAAUUAAAAGUAAAUGUUACAUGUAUUCAAACUAAUGUUACAUAUAGCAUCAUGUAAAUAAUCAGUCAAAAGUACAUGAAUUUGCAUUUGUGUGUUUAUACUUUUCAACUAUCUUUCAAAAUAAAACCCUAUACACGUCAA
Messenger RNA from Ictalurus punctatus (channel catfish), 2118 nucleotides. RefSeq names its product aldehyde dehydrogenase 3 family, member B1 (gene aldh3b1). The coding region runs from base 341 to 1762 and encodes 473 amino acids. Gene Ontology annotation, cellular component: cytoplasm. Lineage: Eukaryota; Metazoa; Chordata; Actinopteri; Siluriformes; Ictaluridae. The record is from RefSeq and is a predicted model, not a curated record. Gene Ontology annotation, biological process: aldehyde metabolic process. The transcript is spliced from 11 exons. Gene Ontology annotation, molecular function: aldehyde dehydrogenase (NAD+) activity.